Molecule: messenger RNA, 335 nt
Organism: Parathielavia appendiculata
Lineage: Eukaryota; Fungi; Ascomycota; Sordariomycetes; Sordariales; Chaetomiaceae
Exons: 2
Coding region: 48-248 (66 amino acids)
Source: RefSeq, a predicted model, not a curated record
UAAUCAGCGCAGACUUAGGACAGAAUUGUCGAUAGGUACUCUUGAUAAUGGCUGAUCGCCUCCCACAUGUCCAUGUUUUUUUCCCUUUUUUUUUUCUCACUUUCCUUUGUUUGGUUGUUUCUGAGGUCCGCGCUCUUGCUGUCUUCGGACUUGCGGGGACACGCAAAACAAACCGAUCCAUAAGGGGCAAGUUUCAUCCAUUCGGCAUGUUGUGGAGUCUGCCCCUGAGCCACCACAACGGUUUCUAGGGCAACCUGACACGGCCUGCGAAGCUCUUCGUUACUCAAGAUGGAUUCGACGGCCGGUCUUCCCGUUGGCCGGAUGACCGAACAUGC